Molecule: messenger RNA, 698 nt
Organism: Thamnophis elegans (Western terrestrial garter snake)
Lineage: Eukaryota; Metazoa; Chordata; Lepidosauria; Squamata; Natricidae
Gene: CD302
Product: CD302 molecule
Exons: 5
Coding region: 66-608 (180 amino acids)
Molecular function (GO): signaling receptor activity
Source: RefSeq, a predicted model, not a curated record
CCUGGGCGGCCCCAAACCCCCGCGAGCGACGCGAGUGGGUCGGGCAGGAGCUCCCUUGCCCGGCCAUGGGCGCCCUUUCGCCCGCGUCCUACUCCGCCUGCUUUCUCGGCGGCUUUCUCCUGGCGGCCGCCUUGCCUUCCUUGGGAGCGGACGCCUGCCCUUCCAUUGCUUGGAUUCCAUUCCAAAAGAGCUGCUAUGCUCUACUUCAGGGCUCCUCAGAGGUCUACGGUAUGGAUGAUGCCAGGGAGCUGUGCCAAGGCAAUGCUUCUGGAGCGGAUAUUAUUACUAUAAACAGCAAAGAUGAAAAUAUCUUUAUUCAGAGUAAUUUUCACUCAAAUUGGCAUGGUCCAGAAUACAUAUCUCUUGGCAUGUUUUUUGACACAGAUGAUGAUAUUUUCAAAUGGUAUGAUGAUUCCAAAGUAAAUUUUACAAACUGGAUAGAGGAAGACAGUAACAAUGAACUUCUAAACACUUGUGCUACUAUGCAUACAGCUUCAGGUGGAUGGAAAAAAGUCUCCUGUGAACACCUUCCACUGACUAAGAUCCUAUGUGAAACUACUGAUAAAAAUCACACCCUUGAGAAGAAGGCAUACAUCGUCAUACUCUGAAAAAAGAAAGAUACUCUUGCAGACUGAAUGAGCAAUAUCCAGUAUCUAUGGAUACCAGUGUGCAACAGCAGAUUUUCUGCUUGACUCAGC